CUGACAGGAGAGGAUUGGAACGCGGUGAUGUACGACGGCAUCAAAUCUCAGGGCGGCGUCAAGGGGGGGAUGAUGUUCUCCGUCUACUUCAUCGUCCUCACCCUCUUUGGGAAUUACACCCUCCUGAACGUCUUCUUGGCCAUCGCGGUGGACAACUUGGCCAACGCGCAGGAGCUGACCAAGGACGAGCAGGAGGAGGAGGAGGCCGCCAACCAGAAGCUGGCGCUGCAGAAGGCCAAGGAGGUGGCAGAAGUCAGCCCGCUGUCGGCGGCCAACCUGUCCAUCGCCGUGUGAGUGCGGCGCGGGUGGCACGGCUGCAUCAUGGCUGCGUCAUGGCUGCAUCAUGGCUCCAUCAUGGCUGCGUCAUGGCUGCGUCAUGGCUCCAUCAUGGCUCCAUCAUGGCUGCGUCAUGGCUGCGUCAUGGCUCCAUCACGGCUCCGUCACGGCUGCAUCAUGGCUCCAUCAUGGCUGCGUCAUGGCUGCAUCAUGGCUGCAUCAUGGUUCCAUCAUAGCUGCGUCAUGGCUCCAUCAUGGCUGCAUCAUGGCUGCAUCAUGGCUGCGUCAUGGCUCC
This is a messenger RNA of Phasianus colchicus (ring-necked pheasant), 571 nucleotides long. Lineage: Eukaryota; Metazoa; Chordata; Aves; Galliformes; Phasianidae. The record is from RefSeq and is a predicted model, not a curated record.